This is a messenger RNA of Opisthorchis viverrini, 270 nucleotides long. RefSeq lists its product as hypothetical. The coding region runs from base 1 to 270 and encodes 89 amino acids. The transcript has a single exon. The record is from RefSeq and is a predicted model, not a curated record. Lineage: Eukaryota; Metazoa; Platyhelminthes; Trematoda; Opisthorchiida; Opisthorchiidae.
AUGAUGAAGCUAAAAACGCACAUCCUUUUAGAUCACGAUUUGGACCCGCGCAUAAUGAUGCUUAGCUCUCCAGACCAAGUUCUACAAGUUGCACUACAACUGGCUAUAAAUCAAAAGCAGCGCAUCAUUUUACCGGUGCUGGGCCUGUUGCAACUGUACCAGCUCACUUUGAUGCCACUAGACCCCUCCUCUAGCAUUCGAAAGACUUUCCACCCUCCCUACUUUCCGUUUAUACGCCAGUCAACUGUAUCCUCCGUCAAGAUGGGUUAA